Molecule: messenger RNA, 656 nt
Organism: Oryza brachyantha (malo sina)
Lineage: Eukaryota; Viridiplantae; Streptophyta; Magnoliopsida; Poales; Poaceae
Exons: 3
Coding region: 112-345 (77 amino acids)
Source: RefSeq, a predicted model, not a curated record
UAACCAGGCCCAAUGGCACUGCAGCUCCUCCAGCCAACAGUGUUAGUCACACACUCACACUUACUAGCUGCUUAAGAAGGGGAUACUUGCUAACUGAUAAACUGACUGACCAUGAGCAAGCUCAGGUUCUUCAUCUCUGUCGUCCUUGUGAUCGUGCUACUGUUCGAUGCAUCUUCAGGGCAAGCUGCGACAGCAUGUAUCAAUAAUGAAGUGACUUCUAAAGUGAAAGUGAGAAUUCAGAAACACAGCCGGAGGGUUCUGACAGAUGUCCUGGAUUACGACUAUGGAGGACCCAACUCUAAACAUGAGCCACGCAAGAAGCCUGGCAAUGGACACGCAAGAUAAGUCAGAUACUCAGAUGAUCCAAAAUGCUAAAGCACCAAACGACUAGAGUAUCUUGCUGUAACGCACUAGAAUUAAGCAGAACUGUUAGCUACUGUUUGUGUCACUAUUACCCUGUAAGUUGUAACUCGUCAGGUGCAUGAGGUUCAGGUCAUUUUAGACAGUGCCUCUAUGCAUUCAGGUGUGUGCUUAUAUAACUAGCAACUGGUAAAAUACCACCACUGAGGACAUUUUGUAAGUUCAGACUUACAGAGAUGUGAAAGUAUCUUCUUUGCAAAACUUCUGUUGUUCUGAAUAAAAUGAGCAUUCUGGCU